AUGACAGCAGUUGGCAGCCGCCGAAGGUUGGCUUUAAAUCUUCCAUCUUCAGGAAUUUCAACAAUGACCAAUACAAUUGUGUCAAAUAUGGUGGAAAACGUUCAAGAUUUGGAUGGACCUCUUUUGGAAUCAAAAUCAAAUUCACCAUCAAUAGGUAAACCUAAAUCACACAGGAAUCCUCCGCGUGGCCAACAGUUCGAUUUCGAUCAUGAAUGGAACAAAAUCAGUGUUAGCUUUGGAUACAGCAGUUACAAUUCACCUAGGCGCUCCCGAAAUGGCAAGUCAAGAGGAACUCCGUCCAAGAGCCCCAGACAAUCGCCAUUAUAUUCAGUACUUUAUGAAGGGUUUGGUGAUUCUCCAGCUCCUGCAGAUCUCCCUAUGCCACCGUCCCGUUGGAUGACUUACAUCCAACAUAAGAGUGCUUGCAUCAAUCAUUCCUGCUCCAUUGAAGCAGCGAGGUUUGGAACCGAAUAUGAAACUGCUGCUCAAUGCCCAACCUUAAGUAUCAUCCAUGAAAUCUACCAUUUAGUAUUAACUUAUUACUUAAAUCAAUUAAUUAACACUUAG
Nezara viridula (southern green stink bug) is the source of this 567-nucleotide messenger RNA. Lineage: Eukaryota; Metazoa; Arthropoda; Insecta; Hemiptera; Pentatomidae. The record is from the annotation of a GenBank genome assembly.